AUGACACAUUCCUUCCCAGAGCCUAUCAAGCUUUACGACGACGAGACAAGCUCCACUCAGUCGGAGACGUCCGAUACAGUUCCCAACACAUUCGAAGGUCCCGAGAAGAAUCUCGAGAUUGACUUUAAAAUCGGUGUUGGCCAUGAACGUGGCUUACGUGAGGUAUCCCGUCAAGACUUGGAUGAGAUGCUAGAAGCUGGACAGUGUCAGAUCUUGUCUUGCACCAGCAACGAGCAUAUUGACGCCUACGUGCUGUCUGAGAGCUCCAUGUUUAUUUAUGCACACAAGAUCGUGCUCAAGACGUGCGGUACUACCACGUUGCUCAAGUGUUUGCAGUUUAUCAAGACGUUUGCCGAACGACUGGGACUUGAGAUUGAGUGGGUCAACUAUUCCCGCAAGAAUUACACCUUUCCAGAAGAGCAAAAGUACCCCCACACAAGUUUCCAAAACGAGGUGGCGUUCUUGAGCUCUUAUUUUCCAGACGGAUCCGCUCAUGUCCUAGGACCGUUGAACCGUGAUCACUGGUACAUCUACGCGUGGGAUGCUGAUAUUCAUGAGCCUGGUGCUGAUACAUUGACGCAUUAUGACCCGAUGCAAGAGCCUGGUGCGAACGAAAGCACACUUCACGUGCUGAUGCAGGACAUGGACUCGAGUGUAGCCAAGCAAUUCUUUAAGAACAACGAUAGCACCAUGACUUCUCGUCGAAUGACAAUUGAAAGUGGAAUUCGUGACUUGGUGCCCGGUGCGUUGAUCGAUGAUUUCGCUUUUGACCCAUGUGGAUACUCGAUGAAUGGUAUCUUGUUUGAUGCAUACUACACGAUCCACAUCACUCCGGAGAGUGGAUGCAGCUACGUGAGCUUCGAGACCAAUGCACGUCUUCGUUCGUACGCGUCUCUACUGAAGAACGUGCUGCGUUGCUUUCGUCCGGCCAAGUACUCGGUGAGUGUUUACACAGACCGCAACGCGCUGGAGUCGGCAAAGGGCAACAAUAUGUUUACGGAGGACCUGGUUAAGAUCGAUGAUGACUUGUUGUACAAGCGUAAGGGUGGUCACACGCAGGCCACGUUCGAAGGCGACUAUAUGUGCCGCAUGGCUAACUACUCCCAGUUGGACAAGCUUUUGCUUCGCCGCGCCGCACAGAAGAUUCGCUCUCCUUCCUUUGCUUAG
Messenger RNA from Peronospora farinosa, 1167 nucleotides. Lineage: Eukaryota; Oomycota; Peronosporomycetes; Peronosporales; Peronosporaceae. The record is from the annotation of a GenBank genome assembly.